CUCUAUAGCUCCAGCAUUCUUUCAAUCCUUUGCCGUGGGGGUGAGAGAGAGAGAGCAUCUGUUCAUCCAAACCUAGCUCAUGUUGUCCAAGGAGUUGCUGGAGUAACAACUUUCAUGCGUAUGCAAGCAAGGGAGGGGCGCAAGGAGCUCGACUUUCCCCAUGCUCCAACUCGCUGUCAUGAACGUAUGGACUCAAGCGCACAGCACUCUGUGCUGAGUGGCCAGGCUCCAGGCGAGAACAUCCAGCCAACCGCAGGACGGGGAGGCCAUCCAUUUCGCUGUCGUGGACACAACCACACCCAGCACUCAGACUGGACCUCACUUCUCCACUGGGACCGCAGCGGCACGAAACAACGUAUCGGGAGGAAGACGAUGAUGGAGAUAAAACAAAUAGAGAUUGAACUGCUCAAGCUACGCCUUGGCUCCCUCGGACGGGGCCUUCUAUGGCUGGCUGGCUGGCUGGCUGGGCCGGGUGGAGGUCGAGUUGAGCAAGCUGCGUUGCCAUGCCAUCACCGCCAUUCAGAGGGCCAAAGGGACGAUGAUAACUCUGAUGGCUUUUUCCGAAUAAUGUUCGUUAAGAGGUCGACUACCUAUCACAUCCGCUCUAGGCUGUUGCUUCACUGUAUGUAA
This is a messenger RNA of Trichophyton verrucosum HKI 0517, 630 nucleotides long. RefSeq lists its product as uncharacterized. Lineage: Eukaryota; Fungi; Ascomycota; Eurotiomycetes; Onygenales; Arthrodermataceae. The annotation marks the transcript as partial. The record is from RefSeq and is a predicted model, not a curated record. The transcript has 2 exons.